This is a messenger RNA of Lactuca saligna, 906 nucleotides long. The record is from the annotation of a GenBank genome assembly. NCBI's taxonomy places the organism in Eukaryota, Viridiplantae, Streptophyta, Magnoliopsida, Asterales, Asteraceae.
AUGAUCUUGUUUGAUGGAACUAACACAGAGGAGUGGAUUUUAAAUAUAGAAAGGUCAUUCUGCUCAUAUGAAGAUGAAGAAACAAUGGAAGUUGCGGUGGGGGCUCUAGCGGGCGGCACCCUACUGUGGUAUGAAUGGGAGCAUAGGAGGCGGCCCAUACGAGAUUGGGAGGAGCUGAAGGGAUUGAUCCGUUGCCGAUUUGGAUCCUCACAGCAAUCGCCGAUCUUUCUUCUCAAAGAGAAGACGGAGCAUAAGACGAUUCCGUUAAAAGAAGUAACGGAGGAGGGAUACCUAGGUCAUCGAAGAAAUGGGCUGGAAAGCAAGGAAUGGGUCGAAUUUGGCAAGUUGGGCCUACAUGCUUGGGAUCAGACUAUUAAGGCGGAUAAGAAGUCAAGCUUCGCCCCAACAGCUUUGGAGUCGACAGCAUCAGUUUCUUCCAAUUUCACCCCCAAAACCCUAGGGUUAAAUAUUGAACGUCUGUCUUCCACCAACUUCGCCACAGCCCUGAAGGCUAAUUCCAAUAACAACAGUAAAUCGGUUCUCAGAGCUUGUUUAGGGCCAACACCAACAAUAAUGCCCAAGCCUCCAAGGCUGUUUGUAUGUGAAGAAAAUCGUGUCAAGAUGGACGUCACUAUACCCCCUCAUUCUAAAUCCAGGUAUAAGGAAAUCAUGAUGGAAGUGGGAUACAAGCAUGACAAAAUCUCAUUGGUCCCAAGCUCUCGAUUUGAAGAUAACAACACCAAUGAGAGGUCAACCAACCUUCAUUGGUACAAAGGACCAACCCUUCUUGAAGCACUUGAUCAGAGCAGAAAGCUUAAAGAAACCACCGGACAAACCACUCCGUCUACCACUUCCAAAGGUCUACAAGGUUGUUGGUAUUGGAACCGUACCAGUGGGACGUUAUAG